UGAGUAAAUCAGAGAGACCCAAUCAUCCGAGGGCAGUAACAGUCAGGUAGAUGUGUGGAGGAGAUGUUAGCGGAGUGUCUGGAUCAGCAGUCGCUCGUGGGCUGACCGGACGCGUUGCGCGCACAUUCGUGUUCUGAAUGUUCACUGCUCGCGAGCGUCAAGGAAUGCGCGAGAGGAGAUGAAACUUUCCCUCGGAGCGACACGAGAUUUUUCCAUCACGAGACCGAGAUCAUUGGCUUGUUAUCCAGUUCUGCUGCCAGAAGUUUUGUAAAUGAAGAUAUCUGCCGUUUUUACACCUGGUUGCUCUCGCGGCUUUUCUUCACGCCUCUUCUCACGUGUGUGCCAUUCCUCCAGAAUGUGAUCUAGACUUCAUGCUACUCAGAGAGGAGGAAAACUGCUACAACAUCAUCUAUCAAGAGAACCUGACAGAGACCGGGUCCACACACACAGGUUGCAGUGCUUUAUGGGAUGAUCUGAACUGUUGGCCUCAUGCUGAAGUGGGAGAGACUGUGUCACGGCCAUGUCCCAAUUUCCUUCGGGUCAAAGGAGCUGUGAUGAAAAACUGCACUGAGAAUGGCUGGUCUGAAAUCUUUCCCCCAUACGAACUCGCCUGUGGCCAUGGGCUCAAUGACAGCUCUCAAAUUCCCACUGACUUGGUGCUGGUCUCACAUGAGUAUUUCUUUUAUGUGAAGAUCAUGUAUUCUGCGGGAUACGCCGUCUCUCUUGUCUCACUCAGCAUUGCCCUCACAGUGUUGUGUGUGUUCAGGAAGCUGCACUGCACUCGUAAUUUUAUCCACAUGCAGCUUUUUUUGUCCUUCAUCCUGAGAGCCAUCUUCAUCUUCAUCAGAGAUGCUGCACUGCAUUACUCACAGGAGUACUACCACUGCAACUCUCAUCCGCCUGGCUGCAAAGUGGCACUGUUCCUGUCUAAUUACUGCAUCCUGGCAAAUUACAGCUGGCUGCUGGUGGAAGGACAUUAUCUGCACAGCCUCAUUAACCUCUCACUGCGUUCACAGAAGAAACGCCUGCACUGGUACAUCCUGCUUGGCUGGGGGAUCCCAAUGCUCAUUAUUAUCAGCUGGAGUUUGGCCAAAUACCUGCACCAGGAUGAAGGAUGCUGGGAGACGAGAGAUCAUGGCUGGAUAUGGUGGAUACUGCGAGUUCCAGUCAUCAUUUUUAUCACAGGAACUGUUUUUCAGAUAAACAUGCUGUUUUUUCUGAGUAUAAUUCGGACAUUAGUGGCUAAACUGAAAGCUCCUGACAUGCAUGGAAAUGAAAUCAAUCAUCACAGGAAGCUGGCGAAAUCUACAUUUCUCUUAGUGUCGCUGUUUGGACUGCAAUAUGUGCUCUUUGCCUUUUUCCCUGAUAGAGUGAGCGUGCUAACCUUCAAAAUCUGGAAUGUCAUUGAGCUAGCAUUAGCAUCCACUCAGGGCUUUAUUGUGGCACUGCUGUACUGUUUUUUGAAUGGAGAGGUACAAUAUGAAGUCCAAAGACGAUGGAGACGGUGGCGCAUGAAGCAGCGUUUCCAUGGUGAUCCCAGGGUGCAUCACGGCUCCCUGAGUAACAGUGGCCUGCCGCUGACACAGGUCUCACUGCUGACACGUCCCAGCACACAGAUCACCUGACCACAAGCACCCAGCGCCACCUGAGAUCACUCAUGCCACAAUCCAGCAGCUAAAAUCAUCACAAAUGCACUGUCCAUUUACCCAAUCCCUCCGGUUUACUCAGCUGACUGACGCUCUCCGACAGAAAAGCAUCAUGGCCAUAACAAACUCUCAGACAAUUUAUGAAGAUGAUUGGAUUUGUCUCUGUUUGUUCUUGAUGGUUGUAGUUAUUAGGAAACAAAUGCAUGCAUGCAGUGAAAAGUAAAUUAUUAUAUAUGAGAAAACAUCAAUAUUAGGUAAAAACAGCACAAUAUGUGAUACUAUUAAAAGGGUUGUGACUUCAGGAAUUACAUUUUCUUUGAUCUUAUACAUUCAUUUCAGACUGCAAAAAAUACUCCUCCCGGCAAGAGUCUUUGACUUGAAUGAAUCCUUUUUUCUACUCUAUCAACACUGCCUUGUCACACUUUGAUAGACAAUUGCAUCCACUGCAACACAUCAACAUCUACCUUUCCAUAGCCGGUGAGCUGUGAGGUGUCAUAAAAUGUAAUGACGUUAGCUAAUCAAAAUAAUGGCCAUUUCUGAAAAGUCUUAGGGUGUGUUUACACUUAGUUUGUUUCUUUUGGUCCAGAACAUCCAAAACAGCUGCUGUGUAGGCUACUGGGCUAAACGUGAUCAUGCGUAUGUAUGGUGGUAUUUUUACCAGGUUAUAACUCACAAAGAGCUUAUGGCAUGUAUACUAUAUGUGUAGUUUGAAUGUAAUCUGGACGUACUACAUUUGCCUGGUUGUCAUUGUCACAUCACGUACCAGCAUCAGUUGCAUUGCAUCGCGUCACUGCCAUUCAUAAAUUCUCUCCCGUGGCCUCAUGGGAUAGUAACAAGUCCAUUGCAUGCACACUUCAGAAUCACGCAGGAAGUAGUAGGUAAUCCUGGUACUUUUUUGCCUACUCUAUUUUGAAUUAGGACAUACUUCUUUAGUCACAUAUUGUUUUUCACCUACUAUGUAGGAAGAAUGUGCUUUCGGAUGCAGCUUUUAUUACCUGAAUGGAAACAAUUUUAGUGUUGUAAAAAUGCAGGUGUUUACAAAACUCUAUUUUGAUUUUCAAUAAUUUGUAUUUUAAAAUAAACUUUUAAAUGUCUGUUCAGUAGUCUCUAUAACAGAUUACACAGUUUAGUAAUUGUGCUGCUUCUGAUUAAUUGAUAAAAGUUAUAAAUGUUGUACAAAAUAAACAUACUCAUCUUUGCACCAAUAAAACGCGCAACACUUUGUUUUACUACCAAAUUAUAUUUAAUAGGCUAUCUAUUUAUUAUUAAUAUUUAACGUAACACUGGAAAGGUUUCUGUGACCUCUUGUGAGAUCUCAGCAAAAAGUCUCACGAUUUAUUUCCAAAACAAGAUGAUGGGAUUCACUUAGCCUCAGUCAAUAUUCUGGAGCGGUAUGGAUUUAGUGUGCAUUAAGGGCACUGCGUUUGUAAGACCUGGGAUAGUCUUGCGCACAUUCUUCCUGUUGUGUGCAUGCACUCUCAAGUGACCAAGACCGCAAGUAUGGGUAUUUGGAAAAACACUGUUUCAAAGUGGACCAAGAACCCUGAAAAGGUGGGUCUUGGUCCACUUGUUUGAAGGUUCCGAUGACAGCGUUAACACUUAUUCAAGUGAACACUAACAGAGCAAUCGCACCAGAGUUUGUUUUAAUCAAACUAAAUCAGCCUAUAGUGUGAACACACCCUUAAAGAAAACUAAGCACCAAAAUUUAGUGUUUUGGGAGGUGGGAAAUCAUCAUGUUUUGGCAGAAUUCUUUUUAUUUUUUUUUUCAUCCCCUUGUUUAUCUAUGUGUAAAUAUUGAGAUGAUGCCUUGAACUAUUAUUCAUGUAUUGUCCUGUGAAAUAUAUAGUGAGUUGUGAAACAAAAAUGUAAAGAAAAGAACUAUCAUGUUAUUAAAUGAACGGAUCCCCCAUGUAUGGUUAAGUAUUAAAAAUACUGUAAUAUGUUCUGUUUAAUGAUGACAAUGAGAUAAUUCUCUAUUAAAUAAACUAUUAAGACUAACUAAAGAUUCAUGGUUUGUCAGAGCCAGUUGUCAACUGC
Cyprinus carpio (common carp) is the source of this 3683-nucleotide messenger RNA. RefSeq names its product secretin receptor-like. Gene Ontology annotation, biological process: adenylate cyclase-modulating G protein-coupled receptor signaling pathway; cell surface receptor signaling pathway. The record is from RefSeq and is a predicted model, not a curated record. Gene Ontology annotation, cellular component: plasma membrane. Gene Ontology annotation, molecular function: G protein-coupled peptide receptor activity; secretin receptor activity; peptide hormone binding. Lineage: Eukaryota; Metazoa; Chordata; Actinopteri; Cypriniformes; Cyprinidae. The transcript has 13 exons. Bases 372 to 1625 code for a protein of 417 amino acids.